AUGAGUGCUGAGUUAGUAUCUUUACCGUGUCCAAUAUGUUUACAUACUGGUGUGUUUGAAUCGGCACAAGCAUUAAAAGAUAGAUUGAUAUAUGUUUCAACCAACAAUAUUAUGUGCCCAAUAUGUCAUGAAUCAAUAACAGGGUUAGAUAAAUUCACUAUACAUUUGUUUAGUCACGUCCAGUUAAUAUCAUCAGAAAAGCCAUCGGAAAAUUUUGAAACUACGAAAACAAAACCUGGAAUAAGACAAGUAAAUCAAGCAUCAAUUGCAACGCAGCAAAAGAAAACCAGAACGACGGCGACUAAAAAUAAACCACCGACAGCUAUGGUACCAGUGAAAUUUGUUAAAAUAUACCCAAAACUGCCUGUGAUAGCUUUGAAUACUGUGCCUGUUAUAGAUAUUUCUGAAGGAUCUGCCAACGGAUGCGUGCAGAGUAAUAAUUCAUUAUACAUACCAACUGUAAAAACAAAAGCAGCACUUAUCCAGACCGAUAAUAAAUGUGAUAUUUGCGGAUUGCAGUUUCUCGAUUCUGAUAUUUUAAGAAAACAUGAAUGUUUAACUCGCAACGUAGAUGAUCAUUCGGAGAACAAUUACGCGAGAUAUUAUUGUCACUUAUGUCCGAAAAAUUUUAAAAUGAGGGGUUCUUUAAUGGUACAUUUGAGAGUAGCCCAUUAUGGAUUUUCCUCCAUACAUAAGACCGAUAACACGAAUAACAGCAGUGAAAAGAAUACUAAGGAUGAUAUACAAGACAAGCCUUUAACCCCUGAGAAAAGUGAUGGGAAACAAUGGCAGUGCGAUGUUUGUCGUAAAAGUUUCACAACAAAAUAUUUUUUAAAGAAACACAAGCGACUUCAUACAGGAGAAACGCCGUAUGCAUGUAGUCAAUGCAAUAAAACUUUUACAUUUCAACAAUCUUACCAUAAGCACCUUCUCUAUCACAACGACGAUAAACCCCACAUAUGCAACUACUGCGGUCGGGCUUUCAAAGAAUUAUCCACUUUACAUAAUCAUCAGCGGAUACAUACCGGGGAAAAGCCGUUUUCCUGUGAAACAUGUGGAAAAUGUUUCCGCCAGAGAGUAUCUUAUUUAGUUCAUCGAAGGAUACACACUGGAGCAAUGCCUUACAAAUGUACAGCUUGUGAAAAAAGUUUUCGGUAUAAAGUUUCUCAAAGAACUCAUAAAUGUCAAGCUCAACCACCUGGCACUGUUAUUCGACAGACUGGCGAUCUCGUGGAAAAAUUGAAAAAGAAAUAUGGUAGUUCGAAUGAGACCAUUUCGAAACAUGAAGAGAAUAAAAAUAUUAAUUACCUCGAAGUUUCCGAAGCAAAUGCAGAACUAGUUCGUACUGGAGCAAAAUUAUCUUUAGAGGACAUGGAAUCCGACAGUUUUACAAUAAUUGCAGAAGUUUUUAAGGAAAAUAAUCAUGAAAAUAUUCAAGAUUCCAAUUCUUUUGAACAAAUAACAUAUAACACAAAUGAUAGGCAAAAAUAUGAAAUAUUUGAAUCGAAUAUUGAAGAUCUAAUUGAUUCUAUGCCAGACGAUAAAAGUAUUCCAUCGCCAUCAGAAAUUUUAAAAAACUUGUGCAUAACAAGUGAUAAUAUAUACAUAUAA
This is a messenger RNA of Parnassius mnemosyne (clouded apollo), 1611 nucleotides long. The record is from the annotation of a GenBank genome assembly. Lineage: Eukaryota; Metazoa; Arthropoda; Insecta; Lepidoptera; Papilionidae.